Molecule: messenger RNA, 2223 nt
Organism: Electrophorus electricus (electric eel)
Lineage: Eukaryota; Metazoa; Chordata; Actinopteri; Gymnotiformes; Gymnotidae
Gene: orc6
Product: origin recognition complex, subunit 6
Biological process (GO): DNA replication initiation; DNA replication
Cellular component (GO): nuclear origin of replication recognition complex
Molecular function (GO): DNA binding
Source: RefSeq, a predicted model, not a curated record
UCUCAGCUGUUUCGGUUCAUUAGCAAUACGUUCGUUUCACAAAACAGUGACAAUGGACAAGGAGUUAUUUUGUAAGCUUGCGUCCAAAAUGGGUAUAAGUUCUGUUAAAGUUUUAAGCCAGGCAGAGGAGUACAUGCGGCUGGCACAAGUUAAAUGUACCGGUCUCGGUAACGCAACGGCCACUAGCAAGGCAAUUAUUUGCCUCGAGUUGGCAGCAGCUUCAAUGAAAUUUCCAUUCGACAAGGAGUACGCCAUCAAACUCUCUGGGUUGAAUAAGAAAAUCUAUCAAAGCAGUCUGAAGUCGUUGGAAUGCAUGCUCGGCCUACAGUCGCGUGUGGGCCUCGGAGACCUGGCUGUGAAGUAUGGAUGCACGGACGCAAUCAAAAUGGCCUCGCAGAUCCUUCAGCGGUAUGAGUCCAGUCUACCUACCGCCCAGCAGCAGGACUUGGACCUGUCUAACCCUCUCUUUACCACUGCUGCCCUGUUUAUGGCCUGCAAGUGCAUGAAAAUCAGAGUUGACAAGAAGCUGGCAUCCUCUUCUGGAACAAAGAAGGCCAUCUUUGACAGGCUGUGCUCUCAGCUUCUGAAUUUUGGACAGGAGAUUUGCAGUGAAAACUCUUCUGUGAAGGGACUUGUCAAAAUAGCACAGAAAAGACAGAAGACUCUCACUGAGACACUGCAAGAAAUGGAGGAUGAUGAUUGGCUGCUGAAAUCUCCUAAGCAACAGAAGGUGCAGCAUCUAAGGGGGGAGGAGUCUGAGGAUGAAAAGAAACAAAAUUAUGAAGAGUGGAAGCGAAAAAUUCUAGAGAAUGCCCUCCAAAAAAAAGCAGCCACUUCAUAGGCACAUGGACUUUGUUUUUAUUUCCCCCACACCACCCCCUUCUUAAAGUGGUGUGUGUUUUUGUUUUGUUUUUGUGUGGCACUGUUGACUCUGGGGGUCAGGUAAAAUGUAUGAGAGCCAAACCUUUGUGUAUAGAUGUACAGAUACUCUGGUUAAUCUGCAUUCAUUGAAAUUACUUUUAAUGUGUUGGGGAUGAAUUGGUAGUUUAUCUUGGCACUGUCUACACUUCCACAGUGUGGGCCUGAAUACCUUGAUUAUUGUAUUGUUCAUGUAGGGUUGAAGUGAUUCUACACUACAGGGUAAGGUGCUUUUAAUCAAGCCCUUCAUUACAUAUGGCUGUCAUUUGCAUUAAGUGUCUCGUGUUGGUAAUGUGAGGGAUUCUGUUCUUAAUUACCGCAGUGCACUUCAAAGUUUCAGGCACCUACAUUUCUUAUGAUGGUGUUUUGUGUAAAACUGCUUGAAUUAAUGCCUACAGCACAAUUUAGUUUCCAUGUUUUAAUAAAAGUAAACAGUACAUCAAGAAUGCUUUAUUGCAGGUGUUUUCACACACUGAUAAAACCAUGCAUGUAAUUAACAUGAACUUUUUACUAUCACAGCUCAACUAUUAGUAAGAUUCUUAAUGAUAAAUGAGUAAUGGUGUAAAGUGGGUUAAAGGUUUUCAGUGCUCAAAAUGUAUAGAUAGCAGUAAUCACACUAAUAAUACUGACACCAAACCUUACUCAAUGUUAUGCCAUGUUGGUCUGAAGUGACAUUUACUGGAAAAAAAAACCCAAAAACAAUUGGGUAAAUCUGGAAGGUAAAUAUUUUGAAUGACUCGUGUUCAGGUAAAUGACUUUGACUUUGCUGUCAGGCAGCAUGCUCCAUGUUUGAAGUAAUGAUGUUUAAAGCAGGAUUCUUGGUCAUUCUUAGUAUAAUAACCAUGUUCAGCCAUGGCAUUUCUGCUUUUGUGAAAUAAAUAAAGCAAUCUCUGUUUUUCAAUUGUUAAAUACUAAACAGUCAAGUUGUGGGUCUUUUUAAGUAUGUUUUAUUACUGUUUCUAUAGUGUCUUGUUAACUGUUGAUGUGCAAGUCUCCCUUAAACUCAUGAAAUCAGUCAGUGGUUAACAUAAGGACAAGUGUCCUGGAAAUGCUGAUUUCACUUCCUGUUGUUCAGUCAGAAUGCAUCACGUGCCAUGUUUUGAGAAAAUUCUAGUUGUUUUGGAUGGUAAUACUUGAAAGCAGUUACCUUUGGCUACUGUUCCAAUAUACAGGGGGUGCCAUUUACUUCAAUACAUUUCACAUAAAAAUUACAGGUUCCAAAAGAGUCCAUGUGCAUUUAUUGCAUCAGGGACUCAUGAGAGGCAGAGGUAUUCUGCAUAUUGAGUCAAAGCAAUAAAGCCAAAA